Molecule: messenger RNA, 953 nt
Organism: Daphnia pulicaria
Lineage: Eukaryota; Metazoa; Arthropoda; Branchiopoda; Diplostraca; Daphniidae
Gene: Pym
Product: partner of Y14 and mago-like
Exons: 4
Coding region: 211-855 (214 amino acids)
Biological process (GO): exon-exon junction complex disassembly
Cellular component (GO): cytoplasm; exon-exon junction complex
Molecular function (GO): RNA binding
Source: RefSeq, a predicted model, not a curated record
GUAAAACAACCGAGUCCAUCUUUUUUAUUGUGAGAAACCCACAACGGCGGACAGAGUGAACUAAAAUAACGUCGUCUGGCAACAAAAACCCAUUUUCUUUCAAAUCUUCUGGCAUCUUCUUCAUCUGUUUGCCCUUAAUUAACAUUUGAUGGCGGUACUUUCUUUGUUAAUGCGCGCCAUCUGUCGGUCAAGUCGCAAGCUCAUUUUCCAAUGGCGGCUACCGGAGAAUUUCAGCCCGUGAGAGAUAACACAACAGGAGAUUUGUUUUUACCGGCAUCUCGCAGGCCAGAUGGAACUUGGAGAAAACCAAGAAGGGUGAAAGAAGGCUAUGUGCCACAAGAAGAAGUUCCUGUGUAUGAGAGUAAAGGGAAACAAUGGGCAAAGUCACUACCUGCCUAUCCUGUGGGUAUGAAUCCUGCACUGGCUGCCGCUCAGUCAGCUGCACAGAAUAAAUCCAAAAAAGGUGACCAACCUCUGAUACCUGGGCUACCACCAGCAGCACAACAAGCUGCCAAGAAGAAGAAAAAGAAAUCUAAGCCAGAGGUUGAAGUCAAGGAGGUAACUGGCAAGCUGGCAGGAUUCACCAUCCAAGAACCCAAUUUUGGAGUCCCAACUCGUGCACCAAAAGAACCUACUAAAACCCCAGUCGAAAGCAGCACUGCAACAACCAGUAGUGCUACUGACCCAGCCAAAAGGCUUAAAAACUUAAAAAAGAAGCUCAAGGAUAUUGAAGCCCUUGAAGCUAAAGUAAAAAGUGGAGAGCUGAAAAAUCCUGACAAAGACCAAACAGAGAAAAUCAAGAGGAAAAAAGAAGUUAUUAAGGAAAUCAAGGAAAUGGAAAAUUUAAUCAAGUGAUGUUUGAUAUUGGACAUCACAAUUCUCAAAAAUCAUUGUGCAAAAUCCAUUGUUGAUGAACAUUUUAUUAACAAUUAAUACACAAAAUCUGAAUUCAA